Messenger RNA from Heterocephalus glaber (naked mole-rat), 1760 nucleotides. It is a transcript of the gene Znf140, whose product is annotated as zinc finger protein 140. Lineage: Eukaryota; Metazoa; Chordata; Mammalia; Rodentia; Bathyergidae. Gene Ontology annotation, cellular component: nucleoplasm. The record is from RefSeq and is a predicted model, not a curated record. Gene Ontology annotation, molecular function: DNA-binding transcription repressor activity, RNA polymerase II-specific; RNA polymerase II cis-regulatory region sequence-specific DNA binding. Gene Ontology annotation, biological process: regulation of immune system process; regulation of cytokine production; negative regulation of transcription by RNA polymerase II.
CUGGUCGGCUUUGUUUCCUGUUGCACUCGGCGUGGCCACAGGGCGCACUGGGAGCUGUAGUAGGGCAGAAACGCUCCGUCGCCCCUCGCCACCGUUGCCUUUGGGAAAUGUAGUUGUUGGCAGCCUGGUAGUGAUUGCAUCGCUGAGGCUCGGAAAGGCAAAAGUAUGCGACGCCUGGUGGAGUUUUUGGGUCGGAGUCCAGGGUGCAGGCGGCUACAAGGCUGCCCUUCCCGCGCUAGCUUCCCUCCGAGAUCGGAACCUCUGCGCCAGCCAGCAGAGCACGGGUAGAACGCGCUGCCCAGCCAGCGCCAGAGGCCGGGCAGGACGUGGCUGCAUCCAGGUGCAGGCACAUAGCCUGCGCGCUUUGGGUCUCCUUUCCUGCCAUGCCCCAGGGAUCAGUGACAUUCAGAGAUGUGGCAAUAGGCUUCUCCCAGGAGGAGUGGAAGUGGCUCCAGCCUGCUCAGAGAGAUUUGUAUAGAUGUGUUAUGUUGGAGAACUAUGGCCAUCUGGUCUCACUGGGUCUUUCCAUUUUUAAGCCAGUUGUUGUUUCCUUAUUGGAACAAGGGAAAGAGCCCUGGCUGGGGAAAGGAGACAUGAGCAGAGAUCUCUUUUCAGUGUCACAGUCAAAUGGUGAGAUCAAAGACUUAUCUCCAAAACAUAUUACUUAUGAAGAUGAUUCAUCCCAGUAUUUGAUAAUGAAAAGAAUUGUAAGCCAACAUCCCACAUGUUCCAGUAUGGAAAGAAACUGGCAAUUUGAGGAUGGCAAUGAGGUGCUGCAAGGGAAUCAAGGUUGUAUCAGGCAAGUGGUAUCAGGCAAGUCUCAGGAAGAAGCUCUGACUCAGCAUAUAAGCAUAACUGCGGUAGAGAGGCCCUAUGGAUGCCAAGAAUGUGGGAAAACAUUCAGUUGGUGCUUUUCUCUUGUAUUACACCAGAGAACUCAUACUGGAGAGAAGCCAUAUGUAUGUAAGGAAUGCGGGAAAACCUUUAGCCAGAUCUCAAAUCUUGUGAAACAUCAGAUGAUACAUACUGGAAAGAAACCUCAUGAAUGUAAGGACUGUAAUAAAACAUUCAGUUACCUUUCAUUCCUCAUUGAGCACCGGAGAACACACACUGGGGAAAAACCUUAUGGAUGUACUGAGUGUGGAAAGGCCUUUAGUCGUGCCUCAAACCUCACCCGACAUCAGAGAAUUCACAUGGGAAAGAAACAAUAUGUCUGUAGGAAAUGUGGGAAAGCCUUUAGCACUGGUUCAGAACUCAUUCACCACCAGAUUACACAUACUGGGGAGAAACCUUAUGAAUGCCUUGAGUGUGGGAAAGCAUUUCGCCGUUCAUCACAUCUUACUCGACAUCAGAGCAUGCAUAAAACUAAAACCCCCUAUGAGUGUCAUGAGUGUACGAAGGCUUUCUGUUGCCACUCAUUCCUUAUUAAACAUCAGAGAAUUCAUGCUGGAGAAAACCUCUAUGAAUGUGAUGAAUGUGGGAAAGUGUUCACUUGGCAUGCAUCCCUUAUUCAACACAUGAAAAUUCAUACUGGAGAGAAACCCUAUACAUGUGCUGAAUGUGACAAAGCCUUCAGUAGGAGCUUUUCCCUCAUCCUACAUAAGAUAACUCACACUGGAGAGAAGCCCUGUGUAUGUAAGGUGUGCAACAAAUCUUUCAGCUGGAGCUCAAACCUUGCUAAACAUCAGAGAACACAUAACCUAGAGAACCCCUAUGAAUAUGAAAAUUUUUACCACUCAUUUCUUACUGAACACCAGUGA